AUGGCCGCGGCGGCCGGUCUGGAUGACCUGGACCGUGUCGGGACGGCCCAGCACCUGGACGCCCUCGGCGAGGUUGACCGGAGCGGGGUUGUCCCGGAGAUCGGACCGAAGAUCCUUCAGGGGCCCUGGACCACCGUCUCGGCCGGCCGCUGGAGGCGUCGGGAGGCGAUGCCCGUCUUGGAGGGGCGCGCUCUGGUCUGGGGGGUCCGUCACGUGAGCAGGGGUUUAAGUGAGUUUGGCAAGAGAGUCUUGUUUCUGACCGAUGGGCUGUCCGAGGUGCUGGCCCUCGAGAAAGGUUUCCCCGAGGACAAGCACGUGGCGGACAGCGAGGGCCUCGCGUUGACGGAGAAGGAGAACGCGGAGGACCUCUACCAGCGGGUCUACCACGCCGCCCUCGCCGAGUUCAGGAGCAUCGCCGUGACCCUGGGCCUCCGCCUCGGGACCGCCGCGGACUACGACGGAGUGGCCCUGGAGCGGGCCCAUCGCCCGCUCUUCGACAGCGGCGGCGUGCAGGAGGGGUCCAGGCUGGCGGCCAACCAGUGCGCCGCGCGUCUCGUCGCCGUGACGUUCGUCUCCUGCCUCCAGCUCGCGGGGCUGACGUCGCCAGCCGGACGGCAGGUGGCGCCGCCAAGCCGGGCGGCCGGGCACGACGCGCGGCCGCUCGUGCUGUUCCCGAUGGAGAAGAAAACGUCCGGCAUAAGCGGCACCUGCAACGCGAGCAUCGUCGGCGCCCUGCCGUUCUACCACUUCAUCGGGAGCAUGCUGAAGCUGCCCAAGAGCAACGUCGGCGAGAGGGAGCUGGCGGCGCAGGCGCGGCACAUGCUACGGGUGCAGGCGUGCCGAGCGGCAGGCCAGCAGCUCAGGUUCGAGGGCCCGCCGGGCCUCUACCAGCUGCGAGACAGCGGGGCGUCCGCCGACUUCGCCCGCGGCCGCCGGAGCUUGGCAGAGGUGCCAGCUCGCGGGCGCUGGGCGACCGACAGCUCGGCGCUGCCGGCCUUUGCCGCCCGUGCGGGCGGCGCCGUGGCGCUCGAAGUGUUCAGCGGCUCGGGCAACCUCAGUCGGGCCUGGCGGCGGCGGCAGCAAGCCUUAGGGUUUGCCGUCUUCGAGUGGGACCUCCGCUGGGGCGAUGAGUAUGACCUGACCCGCCGUCGCGUGCAGCGCAGUGUGCGAGGAUGGGUCAACAACGGUCUGGUCGCCGCCGUGUGGAUGGGGACCCCGUGCCACAGCUGGAGCCGCGCACGGGGCAUCCGACCUGGGCCCCCGCCACUUCGAAGUGAUGUACACGUAAUGGGCCUGCCUGACCUGGCGCCCCGGAGUGCCGAGAAGGUUAGGGUCGGCAAUGCCUUAAUGAAGUUUUCGGCCUCGCUAUUCGCCCUGCGCCAGGCCGUGCGAGUGCCGGUCGCCACCGAGAAUCCUCACUUGUCUAGAAUAUGGCUGACGCCACAGUUCAAAGGUCUGCUGAGAAAAUGCCGCACGGUCGUGUUAGACUUUUGCCAAUUCGGCCAAUCGUGCCGGAAGCGCACCCGCAUAGUGUACGAUCAUGUUGAUUUGCAGCCCUUCGGCCGUCUUUGCAACGGCCCCCGCGGGAUUUGCUCUCGCACGGGUCGCCCGCACGACCAGCUUCAGGGAACAAAUUCUGACGGCAUCUUUCUCACGCUUUUGGCCGAGGCUUACCCAGCCGACCUCUGUGCCAGCAUCGUUCGCUGUUUCCAGUUCGCGCUUGCAGAAAAACAAAGUCAGAGAGUGCAGAAGUUGUGGCGCGGCUGA
Molecule: messenger RNA, 1767 nt
Organism: Prorocentrum cordatum
Lineage: Eukaryota; Dinophyceae; Prorocentrales; Prorocentraceae
Source: the annotation of a GenBank genome assembly